AUGUAUGUUAAAAUCAUUCUCACGUCUGGUAGUAAAUUAUGCCACAAGGGCGAGUUGCUGGGAAUUACCACUAUUCACGGUAACGCAUCUCUCGAGAAUACAACUUAUAAUGCGCGGAGUAUUCUGGAAGCUAUAGGGCGUCCAGAUAUUCCAGUCUACCCUGGAAGUCCCAAGCCUUUUUCAAGACCUGCUUUGCACGCUCCCGAUAUUCAUGGCGAGUCUGGCUUGGACGGCACGGAUCUGCUACCAAAACCCUCGGUUGCCCCGAUAACCGACGAGAAUCCCAUCUUGGCAAUGAGAAAUGCGCUCCUGGCGCAACCCAAGGGAACCCCUUGGGUAGUUGCAACUGGAACUUUGACCAAUGUCGCGCUUUUGUUUGCCACUUUCCCUGAACUUGUAGACCACAUUCAGGGUCUGAGUAUCAUGGGAGGUGCCAUUGGUGGUGGCUUCACGGAUGCGCCCAUGAGCAGAUUACCUGGGGAGCAGUCUCGUAUUGGAAACGUCACGCCAUGGGCUGAGUUCAAUAUAUACUGUGAUCCGGAAUCAUCAGAGUCAAUCUUUAGUAACCCUGCUCUGGCAGCCAAGACCACAAUGGCAGCUUUGGACUUGACCCAUCAAGUUCUUGCGACUGAGACGGUUCAAACACGAAUCUUACACGGUGGAAAGGACUCUUCUGACACACCUACAAUCAUCCGACAGAUCCUGCAUGCCCUUCUUACAUUCUUUGCUGCAACAUAUGAGCAGGUCUUUGGUCUUGCAACCGGACCUCCAUUGCAUGAUCCAUUGGCUGUAGCGGUCAUUCUGUCGACGCUGAAUCCAAACUUUGCGUCGAAAUACCCAUUGGAGGCGUUGAACUUUGACGACCGAGGCGGCGAGCGAUUUUCUGUUCACAUUGUGACAGAUGGACAGCAUGGCAAGGAUGUUUCGAUCACUGGGCAGUUGGGUCGCUCAAUUGCGACCUCAGUCCCUGGCUCGGGCGUCACCAUCCCUAGAGGUGUUGACUUGGAUGCAUUUUGGAAGUUGAUCUUGGACUGCUUGCAACUGGCUGACGAGUGUAAUUCGAGACGUCAGUGA
Molecule: messenger RNA, 1074 nt
Organism: Penicillium diatomitis
Lineage: Eukaryota; Fungi; Ascomycota; Eurotiomycetes; Eurotiales; Aspergillaceae
Product: uridine-cytidine N-ribohydrolase
Exons: 4
Coding region: 1-1074 (357 amino acids)
Biological process (GO): purine nucleoside catabolic process
Cellular component (GO): cytosol
Molecular function (GO): purine nucleosidase activity
Source: RefSeq, a predicted model, not a curated record